This is a messenger RNA of Trichomonas vaginalis G3, 1479 nucleotides long. RefSeq names its product spectrin binding. NCBI's taxonomy places the organism in Eukaryota, Parabasalia, Trichomonadida, Trichomonadidae. Bases 1 to 1479 code for a protein of 492 amino acids. The transcript has a single exon. The record is from RefSeq and is a predicted model, not a curated record. Gene Ontology annotation, molecular function: protein binding.
AUGAGUCAAGAGUUAGUUUGGAAUUUCGAGUAUACUGUUGCUCACGUUAGUGAUUACAUAUCAGAAUAUAUGAUAUUUAAUCUAUUCAAACCUGAAGACAUCAAAAAUAUAUUGAAAGCUGCAACACUAACUCCAGAUGAAUUCAUCGAUUUAAUGAGGCAGUCAGUACCUACUGUUAAAGCUUCCGAUCUAUAUAAAUAUACUCGAAAUACAAGAAUUUCAAUAAGUAAUUUAGAAGAAGUUAUUAGAGUUCUCAAAACUAUUCAAAAAUACAUGAAAUUGAGAUAUAUUGACGCAAUUAUUAAUAUUUUCUGUCAAACGAAUGAAGAAAUUACAUCUUCAAAAGCAAAAAUAUCGAAUCUUGAAAACCAAAUUGAAAAACUUAAAUCAGAAUUAAACAAAUUAUUAAACAGCGAGAGAGAGUUUACAUCUAUGAGAUCACAAAUUUUACAAAAUAACAAAAUCAUUACAGAUUUAAAGAAAGAAAUCAAAGUCAAAGAGGAGGAGAAUGUCCAGAUUACUGAAGAAAACGGCAAAAUAAAGAAACUACUCGAAGAAAAAGAAGCAAAAAUCCUUCAUAUUAAUGACAAAAAUAUCAAACUGAAGAGAGAAAUUAAAGCAAAAGAAUCAAAAAUCAAUCAGAUUAAUGAUGAAUUGAAUACAAAAGAAAUUCUUUAUAAAAUUGCAGGGUACAAAAAUUCCGAUGAUUUUGAUGCAAUAUAUAAAUUCCUUUCUGAACUUGCAAAAAAAGGAAAUCAAAAGAUAAUGAUGAAAGCAUUUGAGGAAGGAUUAUGUGAAAAGAAAGAGAAAGGAUCAGAGAGAUAUAUGCUUCAUAAAGCUUCUGAUAACGGGAAUCUCAUACUUGUUAAAUCACUCAUUGAAUGUGGAUGUGACAUAGUAGCAAUGGAUACCCAAGGUUUUACUCCACUCCAUUGUGCAUCAGAGAAUGGCCAAAUCGAUAUUGUUAAGUAUCUUAUUUCUGUUGGAGCUAAUAAAGAUGCAAAGAGUAAUAGUGGAUAUAAUCCGCUCCUGCUGGCAUCAAAAAAUGGUCAUCUUGAAGUUGUCAAAUGUCUUAUCUCAUUUGGAGCUGAUAAAGAAGCAAAGAAUAAAUAUGGAUCUACUCCACUCAUUAUUGCAUCAAUAGAAGGAAAACUUGAUAUUAUUAAAUAUCUUAUCUCUGUUGGUGCUGAUAAAGAAGCAAAGAAUAAUUAUGGAUAUACUCCGCUCAUUAUUGCAUCAUUAAAUGGUUAUCUUGAAAUUGUUAAAUAUCUUAUCUCAGUUGGAGCAAAUAAAGAAGCAAAGAAUAAAGAUGGGAAAACUCCGCUCCUAUUGGCAUCAGAAAAUGGUCAUCUUGAAAUUGUUAAAUAUCUUAUCUCUGUUGGUGCUGAUAAAAAAGCAAAGGAUAAAGCAGGAAAUACUCUAUUCAGGUGUGCUGAAAGUCGUGUGAGAGAUUAUCUUCUAUCAAUCGGCAUUAAAUAA